Molecule: messenger RNA, 1354 nt
Organism: Notothenia coriiceps (black rockcod)
Lineage: Eukaryota; Metazoa; Chordata; Actinopteri; Perciformes; Nototheniidae
Product: WD repeat-containing protein 41-like
Exons: 13
Coding region: 1-1221 (406 amino acids)
Biological process (GO): regulation of autophagy
Cellular component (GO): lysosomal membrane
Molecular function (GO): protein binding
Source: RefSeq, a predicted model, not a curated record
AUGCUCGAGGGGUCAAAGGAUGAGGCCUUCAGAUGUGCCUCAGCGGGCGAUGACGGCCUGGUUUUGGUGUGGAAUGUUGAGACCGGAGAGAGACUCCAGGAGCUGAGGGGCCACUCCCAGCAGAUAACAGCCAUGACCACCUUCACCUGUGAUGAUGGACACACGACACACACCUCGCUCCUCACAGCGUCCUCUGACCGGAGUCUCAGCCUGUGGGACCCGGACACAGGCAACAGGGUUCAGACCAUUUCAGAUCUUCAGUCCUCUGUAAAGUGUCUGCUGGUGCUGGAGCGGCUGUGUGUGUUUGUCUCGGGCGGGGGGGAGCUGUGUGUGUGGAACAAAGACUUCCAGCUGCAGUGUCACCGACCCAACCACAGCGACACCGGAAUAACUGCUUUGAUAGAGCUGCCCAAGAACUGCAUAGCAGCUGCAAUGGAUAAAGAGAUAGUGAUCUACAGGCUGACAGUCUCUACAGAUUCUUCCAUAUCGGUGGCUGAGGUCCGCUGUCUGUCCGACCACCAGGACAGAAUUCGAGCUCUUAUUAACGUCAAUGACGGGCUCUUUGCGAGCGGCUCCCACGCGGGCGAGCUGAUAUUAUGGGAUGCGAUUGAAUGGAACAUCAUGGCCUAUGAGCACAUCCUGUGGGAGGAGUCACAAGCCUGCACUCAGGCCGAAAUACGAUUGGCUGCUCCCAAACCCAGUGAGAUGUCCAUACAGCAUCUGACCACCAAUGGAAGGCACAUCCUUGCAGCUGUAGGCAGCGGUCUGUAUGUGUUCAGCGUUCUGACCAAGACGGUGGUGGCCUACAGGAAGGCGGCCCACGACUCUAACGUCCUGCACACCAUGCUGCUGUCUGACAGCAAGCUGAUGUCCUGCUCUGAGGACGGCAGUGUGAGGAUGUGGGAGAUCCAGGACCUGCCUCUGUCUGCUGAACCCGCCUCUUCAGGCUUCUUUGGCAUGUGGACUUUCAGCCGGGCGAACAAACCGAGCGCUCCUCCGUUAAAGAAGGUGGUGGACGUCCCAAACAUCCGGAUGCUGGAGCUGACGGGGGAUCUCAUUGGACACUCGGGAGCUGUCCAGAUGUUCGUGAGCUUCAGGGAGAACGGUUUGGUCACCUGCUCCACGGACCACCUGCUGAUCCUGUGGAAGAACGGAGAGAGGCAGUCCCAGCUCCGCAGCCUGGCACUGUUCCAGAAGCUGGAGGAGAAUGAAGGACUCUGACCUUUGACCCUUGCACCGCUGCCUUGAAAUGUAAAGCUUUCCCGUGAUGGUCUGUUAUCUUUGUAAUGUACUGUUUGCUUUAAAUGAUCAUGUUUGUUGUUUGUACCUUAAAUUAAAGUAUUUAACUUAAAAA